Molecule: messenger RNA, 1565 nt
Organism: Heterobasidion irregulare TC 32-1
Lineage: Eukaryota; Fungi; Basidiomycota; Agaricomycetes; Russulales; Bondarzewiaceae
Exons: 10
Coding region: 1-1371 (456 amino acids)
Biological process (GO): regulation of DNA-templated transcription
Molecular function (GO): DNA-binding transcription factor activity
Source: RefSeq, a predicted model, not a curated record
AUGGAGGCAUCUCAAGGCAAGAGCGGCCGAGAUCGCAGCGUGUCGGGUGAAGUUGAGGAAUCUGAGUUUGGAUCACCUCAGGAGAAUGGGCGGGAGGAGUCGCAGGACCUGCCCAGUGGAAAGCCUGGCCGAAAGAAAAACCCAAAUUCACAAGCCGCUCGACGUGACCAAAACCGUAUUGCACAACGUGAAUUUCGCCUGCGCAAACAACAGCGCAUUCGCGAUUUGGAGGCGAGGGUCGAGAUCCUCUCGGGUGGCAAAGAUGAGGCUGUCAGCGAGAUGAGGAACAUCCUCAAAGACUUGAUGGCGGAAAACCAAGUGCUUCGCAACUUGCUUCGCAACCUCAGCGGGUUCAUCGGCGAUGGCGCCGGAGGCCUGUUGCCAAAGCUAGGCUGGACCUUACAAGAUUUCGACCAUUUCAUCAACAAAUCAGAGACGGAUACAGCAUGGGAGGGAUACCAACAACGGAAGCAGACUUCCACACCGAUGGCGGGUGGUGCUGGCCCUAGCACGCGCAAGCGAGGGUCCGAAGACGAUUCGCUUUCCUCUGUCUCAAAAAAACCUCGUGGGCCUGGGGAGCGCGAUGAGAGCGGUCGUUCUGAUGGGUUCCCGGUUAUCAUGCCCCUCAACCCCGUCGGUUCCUCAAACAACCUCUACUCAAACACAGGCAGGUCACCUCACGAAAACAGCCUCUUCUCCGACCUCAUGCGCGGCUCAAACGGUUCGACGAUGUUUGUUGGUGGUCCCUCAUCCCCUGCGUCGCCGGCGUAUGCCGCAUCUUCGUCCUCCCAAGUUCCAGCAUCCGGCAACAAUUAUCAACCUCCGUACCUGGCUCCAGUGAACAUGAACGUUGAGAACUCUAUGCAGCCCUUGCCAUUUGUGGGGAACGCCUCCGGCUCUGUGCAACAACCCAGGAUGCAGCAGACCUUACCCCCAAUGGACGAGAACGAGGGGCCCGACCCAAAGAACGAAGAAGCACAGAAAUUGAUAUCAUAUCAUCUGGACAACUACAAGAGAAACAGUGCCUAUUGUCUUCCGGCCUCGCUUCGUCCAACUUUGGUACAGAGAACCGUGCCUCAUGAAAGCGUCAUCGACCGCAUUCCUCACCCGGAACUGCGUGAUCGUUUGAUCCUUCUUAGAGGUCGUGUUAACCUUGUGGACUGCAUGCACGAUUAUGCCAUGUCGGUCACCAUCCACGGGGACGACGUCUUGGCCCACAGCAACUGGGAGAUCGGAGAGACGUGGCUCAGACGAUACGGAUUUCUUCUCGACCAGGGCACACUAAACAUCUGCAACAGAUGGAGGAGGGAUCGCGGUCUCUCCGAGCUUAGACUGUCAGAUCUGGCACCCGCAGACUCCCAGGCAAUGUAACUGUUCGACGACGUUCGAUACGAGUGAUUGCUUCCAGGUGUAGCUCGGAUCCAUGGACCUUCUUCGCAGCCACAUAUUCCUUUCUUAUCUUUAGGAUUAUAAGCUACUCCGUCUGGCGUGUGUCUAAUGUACUGAACGAUGUGUUGGUUAUUUCACUGACUAUCCCCUGAAUAAAAUUAAGCCUUUCUUCUUCU